Molecule: messenger RNA, 447 nt
Organism: Linderina pennispora
Lineage: Eukaryota; Fungi; Kickxellomycota; Kickxellomycetes; Kickxellales; Kickxellaceae
Exons: 5
Coding region: 1-447 (148 amino acids)
Biological process (GO): nucleocytoplasmic transport
Cellular component (GO): nuclear pore; cytoplasm
Molecular function (GO): GTPase activator activity
Source: RefSeq, a predicted model, not a curated record
AUGUCUGAGGCCGAUACUAAGAAGACUACCGAGACCCAGGAGGAGGUCGUCGAGAGCCCCGAGGUCAACUUUGAGCCGGUCAUCAAGCUCGACGAUGUCGAGGUCAAGACGCAUGAGGAGGAUGAGGACGUCAUCUUCAAGAUGCGCGCUAAGCUGUUCCGUUUCGACUCGGAGGCCAAGGAGUGGAAGGAGCGCGGUACUGGCGACGUCAAGCUGCUCAAGCACAAGGAGAACAGCAAGACGCUGAAGGUGUGCGCCAACCACUAUAUCACCGACGACAUGGUGCUGUCGCCAAACGUCGGCUCGGACCGCUCGUGGGUGUGGAACGUUAUCGCCGAUCUUGUCGAGGACGAGGCCGAGCGCCAGCUGCUGGCCAUCCGUUUCGGCAACUCGGAGAACGCGCAAAAUGAGGAGAAGAAGGAGGAGGUCAAGAAGGAGGACGAGUAA